ACCAUGCCUAUAACAUAUUUAUUAUUUGUCGUAAUAAAUACCUGAAUUUAGAAUCCGACCAUGGAGGUCUUGACGUCUUUCGGCCAUUUCGUCUUUUUAACACAGGUCUAUUUUACAGUCAGUCAAGAUAUGAUUACAAUUAUACGAAAUCCUGGUGAUGGAGAUCAUUGGACUGAUGUGGAUCAGUUUAAACUUCCUGACUCGAAAUGCAGUAGCAGUAGCAGUAGCACGUACUGCACAAACUGGAAAGCUCUACCUCUCGAUUCACAGCCUUGUCAUUGUGAAUGUUCCGAUUUUAAGAAAGCCACGUUUGGUUUCUACUCUGGAUCCUGGACAUGUCUGGCUAACACUGAAGUCAGAAAACAAACAGGCAAUUGUAAAUACAAGUUCCAAUCUGAGCUAGAUGGCUACCCGAUCAGGAUCUUGGACCAAAGUACACACUACAACGUAAUUCUGCCUUCAAGUGGAUGUUCAGUUGACCAAACGAAAUCUCGAUACUUCAAAUGUGAUGGUAGUUCGGCUGGGAUCGAUUCACAGUCGUUUAGCCAAUGGUUUAGCAUCCAAUACAGAGGACUUUUUUCCCCAAAUGGCCAUACAUACAAUGUUACAAUUGGUACUCGUAUUAGUGCCCACUUGCUGGGCAGGAUAAUAAGUCUGAAUAUAAUUUGUCAACAAGAAAACUCUUGCCUCUUAUUCAAGCUUAAAGGAACAUUUCAGUGUGCAGAAAACGUCAUCUCUAUUACAACAAGUCCAAGUUCUGCAAUACCUAUAACAAACGUUUCUGUUGUAAUACCAGCAACCGCCAAAACAUUAGCUCCAAAUUUUCAGACUACAGCGAAACCAAAUUUCGAUGCGAAAGCAAGUGGAGUUUCGUCGACGGUUGUUAGUGUCGUGGUUACCUUGGCGAUCAUUGUUGUCAUAGUGAUUGUGAUAGUUGCAUACGUGUACCUCAAGCGCAAAAGAGGAGAAUCCGUGUGGCUCGUAGAUUACAUUUCCUCUAGUGUCAGGAAAUUCAGAUCAACACAACCGGCGAAGAAGAAGACGGUGGAUGAAACGGAAAAAGACCCUGUAUAUGCUGAGGUCCUUGAAGAACAACGUAAAAACGAACCUCCAGUUGAUCAGGCGGGAGGUAUGUAUAGCUACGCAUUUGAUGACCCACGGACAGCAUACAUAGCAUCCCAACCAGCUUCAUAUAACAGACUGGUGCACAAUCGAGAAGGGCCUGAUCACGCAGCAUACACAGAACCCCAACCAGCUUCAUAUAGCAGACUGGUGCACAAUCGAGAAGGACCUAAUCAAACAGGAUACACAGAACCAAAACCAGCUUCAUAUAACAGACUGGUGCACAAUCGAGAAGGACCUGAUCAAACAGCACACAUAGAACCCCAACCAGCUUCAUAUAACAGACUGGUGCACAAUCGAGAAGGACCUGAUCAAACAGCAUACACAGAACCCCAACCAGCUUCAUAUAGCAGACUGGUGCACAAUCGAGAAGGACCUGAUCAAACAGGACACACAGAACCCCAACCAGCUUCUUAUAACAGACUGGUGCACAAUCGAGAAGAGCCUGAUCAAACAGGACACACAGAAACCCAACCAGCUUCAUAUAACAGACUGGUGCACAAUCGAGAAGGACCUGAUCAAACAGCAUACACGGAACCCCAACCAGCUUCAUAUAACAGACUGGUGCACAAUCGAGAAGGACCUGAUCAAACCGGAUACACAGAACCCCAACCAGCUUCAUAUAACAGACUGGUGCACAAUCGAGAAGGACAUGAUCAAACAGCAUACACAGAACCCCAACCAGAUUCAUAUAACAGACUGGUGCACAAUCGAGAAGAGCCUGAUCAAACAGCACUGGAACCAGGAUAAAAGGCUAAAGCAAACUAGGAUAAAUGGUUUAUGAAAACCUUUAAAACAAUUUAGAUUUACUGAACUUUGAUUUGUUGGAAUACGAAAUAGUCUCCUCAGCAGUCGUUUUCAAUCCGAUACGAAAAACGGUUGCUGAUGAGUCUUAGUUGAAAAGGAAUAAUUCUUAAAUUCACACACAGACACACACACACACACACACACAGACACACACACACACACACACACACACACACAUAUAUAUAUAUGCAUAGUUCUUGUAAUCAGCCGCAGAACUCUUGCUAUGAGCGCUCUAUAAAUAUUUAGUUAUUAUUAGUUAUUAUUAUUAUAUCAAAUGCUAUUAUAACACCGCAGUACAAACUAGAUUAUCGUACUCGCUACGUGUAUGUAUAUUUGUGCAUUUCUUAUUAAUGGCUGGUUUACUGACUAAACUAGCAACAGAAUCGAAAUCGGAAACAGCUUAUGACGGAAUGAAAAACAAAAAAAAAA
Molecule: messenger RNA, 2358 nt
Organism: Actinia tenebrosa (Australian red waratah sea anemone)
Lineage: Eukaryota; Metazoa; Cnidaria; Anthozoa; Actiniaria; Actiniidae
Source: RefSeq, a predicted model, not a curated record